AUGGAGGAAGUACCGGAACAAGAGCUGCCAGCCGCCUACGAAUGGUUUGCCGAUCAAAUCGCUGGUCAUCACCCAUCUGUAAUCAAAAAUGGUAAAAGGGAAAUAGGUCUUUUAAAGAAACGUGGUAGUGACAAAAUUUUGAAGCCGAAGCAGGAGGCGUUCCGAGGAGAGUGUGAGGUAAUCUUUUCUUUUCAACUUUCUGGUAGUUUUUCUGUGCCUCCGUGCCUCAAAGCUCCCAUUUUAGAUGUCGAUUUUCUCAUACUGGAAGACGUGACAUCUACGUACACUCUGCCAGCAAUUCUAGACGUUAAAAUGGGCAGAAUCACGUUUGAUCCCUUAGCAAACGCCGCCAAGCGAGAAAAGGAAGAACGUAAAUAUCCACCACAAACAGUUCUAGGAUUCAGGCUUCUCGGAUACAGGGUAAGGAACACGAAUGGGAAAAUCGUUGUCAAAGAUAAAGAAUGGGGAAAAAGCUUCGAUGAACACAACAUUCUUGAUGGUCUUCUCGAAUUCUUUUCUGGACGAGGAACCGAUCCAACAUUGAUAUCAGAAGCGUUGUCCAAAUUAAAUUAUGUGCGGGAGUGGUUCGCCAAGCAAACAUCAUUUCACUUUUAUGCAUCAUCACUUCUAUUCGUGUAUGAAAACGAUCUACAGAAACCACCAAAUGUUCAUUUGGUAAUGAUAGAUUUUUCCCAUGUAUUCCCAUCGAAUAAUCAAUUGGAUACUAAUUAUAUCGCUGGUCUUAAUGUGCUACAUUCCAAGAUGGAGAUUAUUUUGAAGAAAUUUACAUCUACAUCAGCAUCUCAAGCCUCGACACAUUGA
Messenger RNA from Haemonchus placei, 822 nucleotides. The record is from the annotation of a GenBank genome assembly. Lineage: Eukaryota; Metazoa; Nematoda; Chromadorea; Rhabditida; Trichostrongylidae.